Molecule: messenger RNA, 1771 nt
Organism: Cornus florida
Lineage: Eukaryota; Viridiplantae; Streptophyta; Magnoliopsida; Cornales; Cornaceae
Product: F-box/kelch-repeat protein At3g06240-like
Exons: 2
Coding region: 144-1076 (310 amino acids)
Molecular function (GO): protein binding
Source: RefSeq, a predicted model, not a curated record
GACGAACAACACUACAACAAGUGACAUGAUCCCAAAUUCCAAGUCACAAUGCUUUGAAACCCAAAACUUUACGAAUCCAUGCCCUAACUCUGCCCUAAAAGUGAAAUCAUCCUCCACUGGCGCAGAACACUGUCGUGGUGGCAAUGUCGUCGAACGGCGCAGAGCUUCCCCAGGAGCUGCUAAUUGACAUACUCUCUCGACUGCCGGCAAAGUCUCUCUGCCGAUUCAAAUGCGUAUCGAAGCCAUGGCUUACACUAAUCUCAGACCCCCAUUUUGCCCAAACACACCUUAAUCGAAACAAACCACAGAGAGUCAUUCUCUUAUCCGACUACCUUUACUCCGUCGACUGUGAUGAAACCUCUGAUAGCGCCUCUGUAAUGGCAACGAAGCUUGAUUUCCCACCGAUUGAUUACCCGAACGAGUUGAUCGACAUUUUGGGUUCUUGGAACGGUUUGAUUUUAAUCGCCAACGAAGAAAACGCCAAGUUUUUGUUGAAUCCAACAACUAGAGAGUCCAAGAAGUUACCCAAAUCCCCUUUUGCCCUUGAUCCAUUUUCCAGUUACACCAUGUAUGGACUUGGGUACGAUUCGUCUACAGAUGAUUACAAGGUUUUAAGUGUUGCUUACAAUGCUAGAGAUGAGGAUGACGAUGAUGAAGAAGAAAAAGAAUGCGCUGAUACAUUUGUAAGUGUGUUUUCACUCAAAACCGGUGCUUGGAGGAGGAUUCAAGAUGUUCCCUAUGAUCAUUCUUCUCUAGAGCCUUACUCGUUGGUUCUUGUAAAUGGGUCUAUACAUUGGUUAACUUGUAGGUCUUCCGAUUAUUCUUCUGUAAUUGCUGCUUUUGAUGUAGCAGAGGAGAAAUUCCGUGAUGUGCCGGCACCUAGCUCAAUUGACAACAACCGGUUGGUCUUACAUGGAUUGGGAGUUUUUGGAGAGUUUCUCUGUGUGCUUGUAUGUUGUAAUAGUAACAAAACUGAUGUUUGGGCGAUGAAGGAGUAUGGGGUUACUGAGUCUUGGACCAAAUUUACUACAAUCUGUAAACCUUAUAUGCACAUGAUGGAACCCUUAUGUUUUUAGGUGGAUGAGGAAGUUCUAUUGGAAAUGGAUGGAAAGAAAUUGGUUGCAUUCAAUGCCAAAGAGAGAACAUCAAGAGAUAUAGUGGUGCGUGGCAUUCCUAGGACGUUCAGAGCAGGGAAGACCUAUGUGGAGAGCCUUGUUUCACCCUGUUUCAACUCUGGGAUUGAGAGAAAAUUUAAAGGGAGUCGAAACUUGAAGAAUUGUCAACUAAAUAGGGUUUUUGAAUCAAUGACUGAACUCUGUAGAACCAGGACAGAACAAUUAGUGGCAGAAGCAAAAAGAAAUGAUUUGGCUUCAAGUUCGAGCUCAAGGAGCAUUGAGGCUUCCAAUUUUAUCACCGACCAUUUCUCCCAAUCAGAUUUCUUGGAUUUCCUCAAGUCCACUGGGAUUCUAGAAAGACCAAUUUACGAGAAGGCCUUAAAGAUGUUCCAGGAUCCAUACUGGAGGGAGAAAUUCAUCAGUAUGCUUGACGAAGGUAAAAGGUUUUAGUUGCGGAACCUUAAGUGAUAGCUUUGGUUUUACCAUGUAGAAGUUUUGUCAUGGUCAGUUAGUGAGAAUAGCUGCUUUGUUUGAUGAUGACAUGAUUUCGUAUUGCUUUUCAUGUUAUGUUUAGUAAUAGUUGGACUGAAUUGUAACUGUUUCCCAUUCGAAUCCUUUUUUAAUAUAUAAAAGGAAUAUAUUUUGGUCGUUGUUUA